AUGCUGCGGGGCGUUUGCUCGGGUCGCGGGCAGCUGUGCCGGGUGAUGAGCGGUCGAAACCGGAGGCGGGCCACGACGGUGGAGACCAUGACGGUGGAGGAGCUGAGAGGCGUUCUGAGCUCCUGGGCCCAGGAGGUCAACAAGACGACGAGGAGCGAGCAUGCAGAUCCCAAUUGGCGUUUGCCUGAAGAGAUGCUGGGCCAGGUGGUCCUGCGCUUGAGCGCAGUGUCACUGAGUCCUUUGCAGAAGCGAAGCAUCAGCAGAGACUGCCUGGAUCUACGGCUCAAGUUUCCGGAGCCUCUUCUAGACGCUGUGCUGAUGGACCGCGGCCUUGAGGGACCAGAGGUGCUGAUGGCGUGCUGUGGACUUCAGCAUCGGAGGCAUGAGAUCCUGGAACACUUGAGGCAACUUCAAGUUGAGCAGCUGCCUGGACAGCAACUGCUGAAGAUGGUGAAACAUGUGGCACCGGAGGUCCCACUGCAGCGGCGCCGCUUCCAUGCGCAGUUGCUCCACCAGGCCUUCUACGCUGCGACGGCGACCAAACCGGCGCAGUGGCCACGGCGGUGCGAGUCGCUCCGCAACGGUCUGGGCGGCCUAGGCGGCCUCCCCCGAUAUUUGUUGUACUUGACUUGGUGCGGCUCGUUUCGCUUCCUUCAGGGCCUUCCCACGGCUUUGCUGCUCCAGCUCAAUGAGAGGCUAGCCUGGUCAGAGCCGGCCCGGCGAGCGAGCGGGCUGAGAUCCUUGGCGGAUCUCACGGAAAAGGAGACCUCCUCCACCUUGGAGAAGGAUGUGCUACGCGUUCUCCAGGGCUGUUUUCCUUGGACAUCUUGCUGUCAAGUGAGUGAUUUUCGGGUCCUUCACCCACCUCGGGACAUGACCAAAUCGGUCGUUUCCCGACGGCCGUCAUGGCCCGGUGCUGCAAAGGAACAGCGCCCAGAAAUCGAUUCAAAAGCCGACGGUCCGUCGUGCACGAUGUAUAGCUCUGCAGCACGUCGAGUGUGGGACAGUUUGUCAGUUGGCAUGGUUCAAUGCGUUUGA
Messenger RNA from Durusdinium trenchii, 1038 nucleotides. The record is from the annotation of a GenBank genome assembly. NCBI's taxonomy places the organism in Eukaryota, Dinophyceae, Suessiales, Symbiodiniaceae.